CGGGUUAAAUCAUAAGUUCACCGGUAAUAAAGCUUAAAACGUGAAGUUGGCAGAACCGUUUCCAAUUUGGCGCUCAAUUGGAGUCUGCGACUCAAAUAUCAAAAAUUAGGGUUUCUGCAUCCUAAAUCUCAAAUCAACAAUGCGUCAGAACGCCAGGAAACGUAAACCUAACCCUAGCAACAAUCCACCACGCAAUAUCCGGAGUUCUUCAAUCAGAGCUAUCAUCGGAGAUCGUCGUUUUAACGAUCAAUUUAACCACGUAAACACCAAUCGAAUUGAAGGUACAAAGAAGGUGAAAAGAAUGAAAGUUGAUGAUGCUAAAGUUCAUGAUCUCCCUAAUUUGGGACAAAAUGCGUCAUCCAAUCAAUCUGAAGCCGCUGGUGAUCCGAGAGGUUGCAGCGGAGAUUUAGCUGCAAAAACUUCUGAAUAUGCGUUCUUUAAGAGAAUGAAAGGGAAUACUUGUAGUAAUGUACAUGCAGAUCCAAAUUGUUGUGACAACCAAUUAAGCAAUGUUCAAAAUAGCCGUAGUUUCACAAGAGAAGAGGUACCUAAUGUACAAAAAGAGAGCAUAAAGUAUGCCAGAUCUUCAUCGCCCAAUGAGAAAGAACAAAACGAGGCCCACUAUUCCUUUCUUUCACCCCCGUGUCACGGAUUCAAGAAUUAUGGUGAAUAUAACCGAUUGUCUCCAUCAGUGGGCAGAAAAAUGAAAACCCCGGGGAAUACAGGAGUGUUCUCUGCAAAGAGGGAGAAACUACGUCAAUUGGCAGCAGAAAGAUUGUCAUGUAAUGUCAAUGAGCUCUCUUCAGAAGGGUUUGAUUUGGUUUCUGCUCUCAUUAGUAGGAUACUCCCAGUGGUCCACGAUAAUAAAUCUCGUAGAGAUCCUAAUCAAGAUGAAACUGAUUAUAAACACAAGCUGCCUCCUUUUUCUGAGUCAGAAGCAGCCAAACAAAUCAAAAGAUUUGAAGCUUACAAAAGCAAAUUAAUGGAGUCUCAAUAUAUAUCAUAUUUGGAUGAUGGGCUUUCCAGACCAACAAAGAAACCCAUAGAUAAUGAUCUUCUGGAAUGGAAUCGUACGGGCCCGGAAUCUUUUUCUUGCGGUUAUUCCCCAAAUUUUAACAUCCAGUAUAACCGCUGCCAAAUAGAAGGUUACAAAAGAGAAUUCAUCAAGUCUCACCAUAUAUCAUACUUGGAUGAUUGUUUUUCCAGAUCCGCAAAGAAACCCACAGAUAUGGAUAUCCUGGAAUGGAACCCUUCUGGCUUUAGUGGCUUAGAAUCUAGUAUUCGGUAUAAUCACCACCGUACAGCUGGCAGUUUCAGAUUUCCGAACUUUGACAUGGAGAGUAUCUUAGCUUUUGACAAGCCCCUUCAUAUGCAUUUAUCUAGAAACUUCCAAGAGCUUGAUGAAUCACAUCUUUAUAAUGAACCUAAACUCUUGGAACAGCCACAGACUCUCCUGUUGGGUUGGGAUCACAACAGUGAAAAAGACGAAUCUUUUCUAAGGAAAGAACAUUUGCUGACAUCGUCAAUCUCACCUUACACUCCCACGCAUCUUAUGGCUGUAGAAGAUUGCAGCAUCAGAUUCCCACUUCAAGAUUAUAAUACAUGGUGCGUGAAUGAGUCCUUAAAUGAGCCCCUAAGCUUCCAGGGCAUGGGUUUACAUUCACUUGUUAAUGAUGAUGAAAACAAAGAGAAUAUUGUGUACGGUUCAGACCAGUUGUUAAAAGGUGGUGUGAAUGAUUACAGUUCAUCUAGUUACAUGGAUUCAUUUCUUGAUAAACAUUUUGACCGCGCUGACUACCCUUUGCUACUUCAUGAUUCAAGCUGGAAUGAUGAAUGUUAAUGUCAUGUAUAGUGUUGUCUCUGGAUUAUUCCAGUAUUGUUUAAAAUAUUUUCGGGUUAGUGAAAUGGCAAUACGGCAUGGUUGUAAAGAACUAAAGAUGUUAUGAGCAAUUACCUUUAAAGUAAA
This is a messenger RNA of Helianthus annuus (common sunflower), 1966 nucleotides long. RefSeq lists its product as uncharacterized. The transcript is spliced from 7 exons. The coding region runs from base 140 to 1840 and encodes 566 amino acids. The record is from RefSeq and is a predicted model, not a curated record. NCBI's taxonomy places the organism in Eukaryota, Viridiplantae, Streptophyta, Magnoliopsida, Asterales, Asteraceae.